This is a messenger RNA of Metarhizium acridum CQMa 102, 1974 nucleotides long. The record is from RefSeq and is a predicted model, not a curated record. Lineage: Eukaryota; Fungi; Ascomycota; Sordariomycetes; Hypocreales; Clavicipitaceae.
AUGUCCGAGCAGAUGGAUGUCGGAAAUAACAUCCUGCCGGCAAAGGGCUCUAAUUCACUCGCAACGAAGAUUACAGCUGUCCUUUCUACAUCGUUUUCUGAUACGGAGUUUCGUGAAGCCCUCACCCUGAUUGACCAGCAAGGAUUUGCAAAUGAUGCGAGAAAUCGGAGACAGAUCAGGAUCAACCUUCAAAAAGAAGUUAUAGACAGCAAUGGGACCAUAAUUGACAACUUUGGCCGAGUUUCAGAGGCGGAGUAUGAGGGCAUCAAGACUCAGGUAGCCCUAGCUCAAUCAGAAACGUCACCUACUCUCCGCGAAGCCGCAUCUCUAUUAGAAAAACGUGAAGAAGUUUUCACAAAGCAGCGCGUCCUAUCAGCAUUUAAGGAAUAUUUUCUUCUGACUGAACCAGAGCUUGUGGCAUUGACAUCAACCGCCGAGCCCGUCGACGAGCGGUUUUUCGACGCCCUGUCCAAGGCAAGGAAAAUUAGUAAGGAUUGCGAGAUCCUACUUGGGCUUCAGGAGCAGACACUUGGUUUAGAUUUGAUGGAGCAAACAUCUAAACAUCUCAAUUUCGGGUUUCAAAAAUUAUACAAAUGGACUCAAAGAGGGUUCAAGACACUGGACCUUGAGAAUCCACAUAUGAACACAUCUAUUCGACAAGCUCUCAGAGUCUUGGCAGAGCGGCCAUCUCUUUUUCAAAACUGCCUUAAUUUCUUCGCAGAAGCCAGAGAGCGCAUCCUUUCAGAAGCGUUCCACACCGCUCUGACCGGCACAACUUCGUCCGGUAUUGAUGAUGCUUCUGUCAAACCGAUUGACGCUGCAGCGCAUGACAUGUUGCGUUACGUGGGAGACAUGUUAGCAUGGGUGCACUCAGCUACCGUAAGCGAGCGUGAAGCUCUCGAGAUCCUAUUUAUCUCUGAGGGCGAAGAGCUUGCUAAGGGUCUAAGAGAAGGAAGGGAUGCCGAGGUUUGGCGCCUUGUCGCAGAUGAUGAGGGAAAAGAUAGCGAGUUCAAUGCUCUUGCGGCUCUCAAUGACCUAGUCGACAGAGACGUCGCUGGAGUCACGAGGCUGGUUCGCCAGCGCGUCGAGCAGGUAGUUCAAGCGAACGAGGAGAUUUUACCGGCAUACAAACUUGCAACCCUCCUUGGCUUUUACGGUCUGACGUUUGAAAAGCUGCUCGGAUCAGCUUCGUUUCUUUCCGAGUGUAUCCACAGCUUAGAGAUGCAGGCGUUUCGGCAGUUCCGAUCCUUGCUCAAAGAUAAUAUCGCCAUCAUGCAGACGAACUCUGAAAACAUCCCUGUGGAUCUUGCGCCGCCUUUGUUCUUCAGUCGUGCGUUAGAUCAGCUCGAUGCCAUUAUGCAUACUUACGACUCAUCACUAUCGUCGACUGACUUUCGUGGAAACGAGGUUGAAAGUGUGCUUGCGGACGCCCUCGAGCCAUUCAUAUCUGCAUGUGAUAUCAUGGCGAAGUCGAUGAAACCGCUGAAGGCGGCAAUCUUUACUGUCAAUUUCAAUCUUGCUGCCUACAAAUGUCUUGCCAAGUUCGAUUUCGCAAAGGAACGAGCAGAAGAUAUUCGCAUCAAUAUCCGAGAAGCAUCAACAAGGAUUGUACAAAGUCAAUACGAGUUCUUCCGUGGUCAAUCUGGUUUAGAAUCUUUGUUCAAUAACAUUAAUGAUUCUCAGGAUGCGGGCGGCUCUUGUCUAGACCGCGACAUACUGACCAAAGCCAGUCAGCAACUGGACGAGUUUCUACCGUCCGCCCUAAUGGAUGCUAUCGAUAGGGUCAAGUGUGUGCAAGACACGAUAUUGGCCCACCAAAUGACUGAGGAAGCCGCAGAUUUAUUCUGCAAGGAUUUUGAGAAACUCGAGCUGGAGAUCGACAAGAAGGAUUCCAACAUAGCGGUCAAUGACGCGGGCUCUUUGCGAUCACGAUUUCCUCGUACAUCUGCAGAAAUACGCGUUUUACUAUCCUGA